GACCGCGCGCGAGACGCUGCUGCGUAUGCCAGGCAGCUACUUUGACGCGAUGCUCUCAUCGGAUCACUGGCUGCCCAAUGAGAAAGGCGAGUACUUUUUGGACUUGGACGCGAGUACGUUUAAACGUGUGAUCAAGUACCUUCGAUCGGGCAGACUGGAUGUCAGUGGGCUCUCGAGUACAGACGAGGACGAGCUGCGAGAGAUGCUCGACUACCUCCAGAUCGAGUGGCCGCUGCCAGCACCAUCCGCGCCGCUCAUGGAGACGACCCAAUUGCAGUGGGACCCGCUGCACUGCUCCGAGGCCAUUACGCUCGGCGAAGACGGCACACAAGCGCGCAGUCAAAAGCACGGCUGGAAUCAUGUGCUCACGUCGACGCCAGCGACGACCUUUGGCGUCCGCGUGACGCUUCGGAGCGAGGUCUGUGUCGGCUUCAUAGUGUUAGAAGACUUCGUUCAAGAGCCCGACAUCCGUCUGUCAAACAACCGCCGCGGGUGGUUUUUCGACUGCGCAGCUGGCGCUUUGAGCUCCCAUUACCAGCCGAGCACGACCAACGUGGUGGAUAUGAAGCCGCGCCCGAUCUUCCUCCAGGCGACGCUGCAUCAGCAGCAGCAGCGCGUUUCUUUUGCAAUUGACGGCAUCCCCCUGCCCACCAGUUUGCACCACGUCCCAACAGACGCUGUGUUGUACCCUGUCGUGCGUAUCGUGGCUGCGAAUGCGGUUGUCAAGCUCCUCCCCGUGUAGCGACGCCAUGGAGUUGACGGCAUAGCUAUCUUUCAACCAUAUAGCUAGGUAUGACGCUAAUACAGGAAUUCAAGUG
Messenger RNA from Saprolegnia parasitica CBS 223.65, 818 nucleotides. RefSeq lists its product as hypothetical. Gene Ontology annotation, molecular function: protein binding. The transcript has 2 exons. Gene Ontology annotation, biological process: protein homooligomerization. The record is from RefSeq and is a predicted model, not a curated record. Bases 26 to 742 code for a protein of 238 amino acids. Lineage: Eukaryota; Oomycota; Saprolegniomycetes; Saprolegniales; Saprolegniaceae.